CUCACAAAUCUCAUUCUUCUUUCUCCUUAUUCUCUCGCAUUCUCCAAAACACUGUCCAUUAUUGUUCCCCGCAGGAACCAAAUCUGUUCCAACCAACAACAACAACAACAACAAAAGUUGAAAUCUUUUUCAACAAUGUUGCAACAAGAGAUGUGGAAUGCUCCUCCUGGUUUCAGACCCUCCAAAUCUGCACCAUCUUCACCUGCAAAACCUCUUGGUGUUCCCAGAACUCGUUCUGAAUCUUUUCACAUCACUCAUAAGGUUCCUGUUGGUGAUUCUCCUUAUGUUAGAGCCAAAAACGUUCAGUUGGUGGAAAAGGAUCCGGAGAGAGCAAUUCCAUUGUUUUGGGCAGCGAUAAAUGCGGGAGAUAGAGUGGAUAGUGCUUUGAAAGAUAUGGCUAUUGUUAUGAAGCAACAGAAUAGGGCUGAAGAAGCUAUUGAAGCUAUUAAGUCAUUAAGAAGUAGAUGCUCAGAUCAAGCCCAAGAAUCCCUUGAUAAUAUCCUCUUGGAUCUCUAUAAGAGAUGUGGUAGACUUGAUGACCAAAUUGGUCUAUUGAGGCACAAGCUGUAUUUAAUCCAACAAGGGUUGGCUUUCAAUGGCAAGCGCACAAAGACUGCUAGAUCUCAAGGGAAGAAGUUUCAAGUCUCAGUGGAACAAGAAGCCACUAGGUUAUUGGGAAACUUAGGAUGGGCACUAAUGCAGCAAAACAACUACAUUGAAGCAGAAGAAGCCUAUCGUCGCGCACUUUGCCUAGCUCCGGACAACAACAAGAUGUGCAAUUUAGGUAUUUGUUUGAUGAAACAAGGAAGAAUAGCUGAAGCAAAAGAAACUCUCCAUAGAGUGAAACCUGCAGUUACAGAUGGACCAAGAGGCUCAGAUUCUCAUCUGAAAGCCUAUGAAAGAGCACAACAAAUGCUUAGGGAUCUCGAGUCCGAAAUGAUGAACAAAGGAGGAGUUGAUAGGAUUGAACAAAGUAGACUCUUUGAAGCUUUUCUUGGUUCUUCAUCAAUUUGGCAACCUCAGCCUUGUAAGGAUCAAAUUCACACAAGCUUGCCACCAAUUAGAACAACAUCAGCAACUCAAGAUGAAUUUGGAGAUGAAAACAUCAAUUCCAACAUAGUGAAAAAUCACAUAGCACAACCACACAAGUUUACUCCUUUGGUGAACAACUCACUCAAUGUUGCAGCUCCACCGUUUUAUGCAGCGAAACCGUCUUUGAAGGAAUCAUUGACGAAAGAAACAAAUGAGAAUUUGAAUCUCUCUGAGACACUGAAGAGAACAAGGUCUGGAAAUGCUGCAGGAUCAGUGAGAGUGAAUGAUGUGAACAGCAACAAGGUGAAUGUGGAAUUAGGUGUGCCUGUGCCUGGGAGCAAAGCUAGAAGGUUGUCAUUUGAGAAGAAUAAGUUGUGUGAUAUGUUACCUGACACUAAGGAUUUUGAAGAUGCUAUUCUUUCUGCGAUUUUUGCGCCUUCAAAUGAGUUGGAGAAUGAAAAUGCUACCACUUCUGGGAUUUUCUCGAAGAAAGUUGAUAGGAGGAGGCUUAAGGUUUUCCAAGAUAUUACACUAUCUUUGAGUCCAAAGGCAAAAGCUUGAUUGAUUUAGUUGAAAACUUCAAUUUUUGAAUAACAUAGUUUUAGAUUGGAGAUGAGCUUGGUCUCCAUUUAUUUAACUUCAUUUCAUGAAUGUCACUGCCUUAUAGCAGUUCUACUACAAGAUAGGAGUAGCUGCAUAUUGUAGUCUCUUAAUUGUCUAAUUUAAUUUUGUUAUUUGUUUAUUAUGCCUUGUACCUUGUAAAAGAGGCACAUUGACUUGAAUAAAUUGAUAUGAUAUGAGUUCCUUGGAA
Molecule: messenger RNA, 1843 nt
Organism: Trifolium pratense (red clover)
Lineage: Eukaryota; Viridiplantae; Streptophyta; Magnoliopsida; Fabales; Fabaceae
Product: protein POLLENLESS 3-LIKE 2
Exons: 4
Coding region: 136-1593 (485 amino acids)
Molecular function (GO): protein binding
Source: RefSeq, a predicted model, not a curated record